Penicillium taxi is the source of this 567-nucleotide messenger RNA. RefSeq lists its product as uncharacterized. The transcript has a single exon. Lineage: Eukaryota; Fungi; Ascomycota; Eurotiomycetes; Eurotiales; Aspergillaceae. The record is from RefSeq and is a predicted model, not a curated record. The coding region runs from base 1 to 567 and encodes 188 amino acids.
AUGUGUAAAAAUCGACAGGAUAAUGCAGGCCUUGAAGUGCUUGAAACAGCCCAAGACUUCAAGAGGAAUGAUUCUCUUGGAACUCAAGACUUGCAAAAGGAGAAUGAUUUUCUCAGGGCCCAGUUGUCUGCUAUACAGACAGGAUACGAAGAGGUUAUUGCUGCUCUGACUACUCAAAUAACCGAUAUGAGGAACGAUCAUGAAAAGUUCCGGUCACGUCAAAUCGAACUCGAAAACCGGCAAGCUCAACUCGAGAAUCGACAAUCCGAACUCGAGGAAGGGCAAGGGACUUUGGAAAUAUGUAUGGAAGACAAUAUUCACAGCCUGAUGAGCGACAAGAUCGAUAAGAUCUACGCAGAUGUGGAUCACGAUAUCGGCCAGGUUUACCAAGCUAUGGGCGAAGAGAUCCACACCCAGGUGGUCGACGAGAUCGACAACAAAGUGAUCGAAACGAUGGACAAGAUCAAGGAUGAAGUACGUACGAUGGCCGAGGAAACGAUUACGGGUGCCAUAGAAGGUGCAUUAGAGGGUGCCCUGAAAGGCGGCAUAAAGUCAAUAUGGGCCUGA